Trichobilharzia szidati is the source of this 1017-nucleotide messenger RNA. The record is from the annotation of a GenBank genome assembly. Lineage: Eukaryota; Metazoa; Platyhelminthes; Trematoda; Strigeidida; Schistosomatidae.
AUGAGACCCGGUGAUAUAAUUGAGAUUUCAAAGCAAUCAAUCUUUGCACCAAACGACUCAGUCAUGAAAAAUGACUAUGACAGUAAUCUGUCUUUGGCAACUGGGGGUUUCGAUCACACUAUAAAAAUGUGGCAACCAAAUACUGGAAAAUGCAUCCAAGGUUUCCAACAUAACGAAUCCCAAGUAAACGCCUUAGCAUUUUCUCGCGAUGGGCAUUAUAUAGCUGCUGCUGGCUAUGGGAGAGUUCGUGUUUAUGAUGUUCAGGGUGCUGGAACACCUUUCGUAACGGUUUCAGACUUUACGAAAAAUGUAAACACUGUUGGAUUUAAUGACACAGGAAACUGGAUGUUUGCAGGUGCAGAAGAUCGUGUAGCAAAGAUUAUAGAUUGGCGAGCCGGUGGGAAUAUAUGGAUAUCUCGUAUUUAUCAGACAUCGUCGAGUAUUAAUGCCAUGUUGCUUCAUCGUAACCAGCAUGAAAUUAUUAUGGGUACAAACAAAGGGGAAGUUAUAAUAUGGGAUCUACGUAACAAUGCUGCUAAAUCUAUAUCUACUAAUACCUGGAAUGAACCUAUUCAUAGUCUUUCUAUUGACCAAGAUGUAACCUCCUUAGCCGCCGUUAAUUCAGAUGGCCAACUUAUUGUGUGGUCUCUAACUGGUGAUUCUGCUUGGAAUCCUUUAGAAAAGCAUCGGCAGAAAGUACAUUCUUCAUUUGCUGUGAAAGUUCAAUUUUCGCCAGAUAGUACCUUGAUAGCUACUGGAGGUGGUGAUGGAAAGUUUAAUAUCCUGAAAACAGCUGAUUUCAGUGUGGUUACAAGCAGAAAAGGCAGUGAAACUGGUCAUCAUUGGGUAUGGGAUUGUGCAUUUUCUGCUGAUUCUCGUUUUUUAAUUACUGCCACAUCAGAUGGAAUUGCUCGUCUGUGGAAUUUAGACACAAAUGAAGUACCAGUCAAAUACAAAGGACAUCAAAGAGCAAUUACUUGUAUGGCCUUCCGUGACAAUUCUUUGAAAUCUGCGUGA